AGAAAAACAGAAGUGUCGAAAAUUCAUUCAUAAAAUCAACGCUGAGCGCGGCGCUCUUUACGCACCUAGCAAGCGCUCUCAGCAGCGCUCAUUUUCGAGCAAACUAAAAACGCAAACAAACAACGCUCCCACUCAGAAAUUCUCCACGCGCUUGACUUACGAAGAUGCAGACCUCACAACUGGUCACACCAGGUGCGGCGGCAGCAACGGCGCCAAAUACUAACCAUCAUCACCUAAACAACAACAACAACAACAAUAGCUAUCAUUACAAUCCACAUUUCCACAACACAAGCCACGGCAGUAACAACAACAAUCACCACACUAUGAGUUAUACACCACACGAGCAAACCAACACAUUCAACAAUACUCAACCAACUCACCACCACCUGAAUUCCGCCACAGCCACGAACACCACCACAACGAAUAGCAACACACCAAUAGCGGCGCACAAGUAUGCGCCUGCACGUAGGCUAGCCGCACGUCAGACGCUACGCUUGCAAAUACCCAAACAACAGGGUGACUCGUAUGGUGCGCCUUCAACAUAUUACAAACAUUCACCAUCACAGCUGCCGCCUGCGCCAAUACUGAAGCGCCAUCAAACGCCGACACCAACAUCGGCCACACAUCAAUAUCACUCGUCAGCGAAUGCGUUCCCGAAAUCCGCUUCGCCGCUGGAGUCGCAUAAGCUACCGAAUGUGGUGUGCAGCAGCGCCUCACCGUCAUCGCAGUUGUCUUCCGGCUCCUCGCUGUACUACAAUGGCAGCAAUGGUGGUCUGUCGAUACAGACAGCCACCGCCACACCGUCGUGUGGCGCAAACAAGUUUCUUCACUUACGUAAACCGAGUAUUACCUUGAAUACGGCGGAUGUGCGCAAUAAUAACGGCAAUAGCACUGGCAGUAUUGUAGCCUGUGGCAGUGAUUUAUUUAGCUUCGCUAAGGAACUGUCGCCUUCGAUGGACAUGAGUGGUGAGUUAUAUCAAUGA
Messenger RNA from Bactrocera oleae (olive fruit fly), 983 nucleotides. The record is from RefSeq and is a predicted model, not a curated record. NCBI's taxonomy places the organism in Eukaryota, Metazoa, Arthropoda, Insecta, Diptera, Tephritidae.